This is a messenger RNA of Beauveria bassiana ARSEF 2860, 1917 nucleotides long. RefSeq names its product indole-diterpene biosynthesis protein PaxU. The record is from RefSeq and is a predicted model, not a curated record. The coding region runs from base 1 to 1917 and encodes 638 amino acids. NCBI's taxonomy places the organism in Eukaryota, Fungi, Ascomycota, Sordariomycetes, Hypocreales, Cordycipitaceae. The transcript has a single exon.
AUGUCUCGCAUCGAUAUUGAUGACAGGGCUACCCCUGCGGAUCCUCUGGGGUUUAUGCAACGAUUGAGCCCGUCAGUUACUUACUAUGAGCCGACAACGAGCACAAUAGCAUCUGGGAGCAGCAAUUCGCGAGCUGAUCCGGAGCUCAUCUUGCUGUCGACAUGGAUGGGUGCGAGAGAAAACCACAUUGCCAAAUAUGUUCAAGGCUAUCGCGUCAUUUUCCCGACAUCCCGUAUUCUUGUCGCUCAAUGUCCAUUUACGCAUGUUGUAAUGCCAUUCUUGGCAUGGACGCAGAUCCGCCCAGCGGUGCCCAUCUUGAAGGCAGUUGUCGAGUCUGAGACCAGGCAGAAGGUCAAGGACGAUGAUAGCAGCGUCUUCACCGGAAACUCCACAGCGCCGCGAGUGCUCAUCCAUGCCUUUUCCAAUGGCGGCAUCAGCAGCACGCUGUUCCUCUACAACGCUCUCAAGCGCUCGCUUGGAGGGAAAUUCACUCUGCCACAACACGUCUUCAUUUUCGACUCCUGCCCUGGAACAUUUCGAUGGCGCAACACGGCCAGAGCUAUUAUGAAGAUACUUCCGCGCUGGUGCUCACCCGCCGUGCACGCUGUACUAUUCUCCAUUUGGCUCUUUUACCGCAUCAUGCCGGUAUUGCAACCUCGGCAGAACGUCAAUUCGCGAACGAUACGGAAUCCGCGAUUCCAAGAAUUCGAAGUCCGCCGCACGUAUCUGUACGGUACCUCAGAUCAAAUGAUUCCGCCCACCGAUGUUGAACACGAGGCAGGCUCAGCCGCGGAAGCCGGGUUCAAUGUGCGUCUGGAGCGCUUCGAGGACGCCACGCAUGUUGCCAUUCCCAUGUCCCACCCCGAGCGUUACUGGCGUGUUGUCAAGGAAUCUUGGUACGGAGAGGAACCGGCUACUAGUAUUGCCGUCCAAGCCUCUGACGGGAGCCAAGAGAAGCUGGAGGCCGAAAUCAGCUCAGAGACGGUUGCCAAGCGAAUCAGUCUCGUAGAUAAUGAAAAGUCUAUAUCCGAGGAGGCUGGCAUCUUGGUAGAGGAUAUCAAGAGCGAUGGAAAGGACACCAUCGCAGCUGUUGAAAAGACGGCCCAGGAAGUUUCCAAGAGCGCACAAAGUACGCUAGAGAAUGCCACAGCCAAGUCAGAAGAAAUCAAGAAGCAGUCUGGGGCUAUCACUGAAAAAGCGCAGCUCAACGCUCGGGAUCUCAAGGCUGACGCGCACGCUGCGAUUGAACAGGGCCAAGCUAAGGUGAAGCAACUAAAAGCCAAUGCAACCGGCACCGCUCAAGAGAUAGAGGUCAAAGCCAACAAGAAGAAUCUCAGCAAGGAGGUCAACACAGCCGCCGAGAAUCUUGAAGUGGCUGCGAUUCAUUCACUGAAGGACGCUGAGAAGGCUACCAAAGAGGCCAAGAUAGACGUCGCGGCGCCCUUGAUGAGUGCCGCAGCGAAGCCUAAGCAGGACAGUGAGGGCAAGGGAAAGCUUGUCGAGCGUCCCAACACGCCGGAUACCAGCGCAGCACUCCAGGCCGCAAUUGCUGCGGCGGCGUCGUCGUCGUCGAGCCCUGAGGCCGCCAAGGCAAGCAGCUCCAAUACGCGUGGCCGCAGCAGCAGCAGCGGUGUGCAGGAGCCAGCGGCACGCUUCGGCGGCAAGGUAGACAAGAGUGCGGUCAAGCUACCCAAGUCCAAGGCGCCGCAUCCGGAGCUGACCAAGGCGGACGAUAACGAUGCAUUGGUGGUUGUUGCGAAGCCAGUAGAGCCCAAGGUCCCCACAGCCGAGGACAAACGGAAUGUUGAGCAGCCGAAAGCUGGCCCCAAGGUUGAACAGCCUAAGCAAAGCAAAAGCAGCAGCAGCAGCAGCAGCAGCAGCAAGUCGAAAAAGUCCAAGAAGAACGGAAAAAAGUAG